Molecule: messenger RNA, 2709 nt
Organism: Oncorhynchus masou masou (cherry salmon)
Lineage: Eukaryota; Metazoa; Chordata; Actinopteri; Salmoniformes; Salmonidae
Gene: fxn
Product: frataxin
Exons: 6
Coding region: 88-747 (219 amino acids)
Biological process (GO): iron incorporation into metallo-sulfur cluster; intracellular iron ion homeostasis
Cellular component (GO): mitochondrion
Molecular function (GO): ferrous iron binding; iron chaperone activity; 2 iron, 2 sulfur cluster binding
Source: RefSeq, a predicted model, not a curated record
ACCACCAAACAGACAUGAGUAGAAGGUUCCCGAACAGACAUAAACAAUCAAGUUGAUAACAAGAUCAACAGCACUGAAAGGCGAAAAAUGCAGAGGUUAUCCAUUAAAAAACUAUGUAUUUAUCAAUUCAUACGCGACCAGAGCUAUAGACUACAGCAGAGAACGGCAACAUGUGUACAAGGGACCAGACAUCUGUCUAAUGAGCAUCUGGGAAACUCUCGCUGUCUGAGAACUCGGUCUGCACCAAAUGACACAUCUAAGCAUGUGAUCUCGAGGAGUGCCCUGAGUUCAUCAAAGUGGCUUGAUAGCAGACCUGGAGGAGGAGAACAGAGGAGAGUCCUACAUGUUACUUCACCAGUACGUACAGAGGAAAACGCUGUUCAGAUAAGUGAGAUCAGCGAGGCAGCCUAUGAGAAACUGGCAGAUGAGACUCUGGAUUCGUUGGCUGACUACUUUGAGGAUCUGAUGGAUGGACCACUAGCAGGGCCGGAGUUUGAUGUUCUCUUUUCUAGUGGUGUGUUGACAGUGAAGGUGGGCGGAGACCAUGGGACAUACGUCAUCAACAAACAGACUCCCAACAAACAGAUCUGGCUAUCAUCUCCUACCAGUGGUCCGAAGCGUUACGACUGGACAGGAGAGCGUUGGGUCUACUACCACGACGGCAUGGCUCUCCACCAGCUCCUCUCUAGAGAGUUCUCUAUCAUCUACAACAUGAACCUGGACCUGACCACACUAGUACACUCCUGACCUGGGCCACAUCCCAAUUCCCUUUAGAGCCAAAGGUAGUGCACUAUAUAGGAAAUAGGGUACCACCUCCGAUGUUUGUCCCAUCUUGUCCAUUCUCCUACACAGCAUACUACAUCCAUGUACUUAAUCACAGGUCUGGGGAAAAAAAGUUAAACAUCUUGUGUGCCCAGAUUUCAAGUUAGGAUUCAGCUCGGAAACAGAACCAAAUGGAUUUAUGCACCAAUACCACUAAAAUACCAUAACGUUCAUAUAAGUCUGUGAUAUAAUCUAGAGGACAUUAAUUGUAUACAUCGAUGAUAGUGUUUUAUUUGUGUGAAUGUGUAUAUGAAUACACACGUGAACGGAGGUGUCGGUCUUGUCUGUAACUGAAGGAAAAGGAAAACGUUGCAGUUGGUUAUGAUUACGUUCUCGUUACAACUGAAGUUCGUUCCUGAUUACUUCUUCAGGUUUGGAGUUUACCUCCAUUUCUAAACAAGUACCAUUUUAUUGUGAUCAAACAUGUCUAAUUGAGCAGUUAUAACCUGUUAUGAUAAACCUGUUGGGACCUAUUGAGAAACACCAUCAUUAAUGAACAGCUUGUUUCUUUUUCAAAUAAAGAUGGCUAGUUAAACAUGAUAUAGCCAUUGUAAACAACAGACGCAUGCAAUCACUCUUAUUUCAAUGGAAAUUAGUCCAAACCCAGGAUUCAUUAUUCUUUUUCCCUCAAUUUUAUCCAGGAUAAAAAAUGUAAAAAAGAUUUUUGUUUUAAUGGUCGAGCCAAACACAGCUAAAACCAUAGAAAUAUAGAUUCUACAAUGAGGAUCCCAUUCCAGUCAAUGUUCUGUGAUGGAUGGACCGGCGGCCAUGUUGAGUGUUCCCGUGAGUGAUCCUGUCACAUUGCUAUGGUCUGAGGGGCAUUGCUCCAGUCAUUCUACCUCUAUGGCUAAAACAGACGUUAGUGGGCAUCUCUGAUGUCUUAUUUCUCCAAAACUAAAUCUUGUGUUUGAUUCACACAAUAGAGCUGGACUGGUCUGGCCUGGAUAUGUAUCCACCAUAGUUUCUGGAACCAUGCUGGAAAGGACAAUAUGGAAAUAAAAUAUCCAAGCCAGCACACCACUGUUAAGGUCGGUCCUAUAGUGUGCAAUUAGUCCAUGGACAUCAGGCAUCAGGCUGAUCAGUGGUCAGUGUCUCUGUCUGGUGAUGUUCCUAGGCUACAGACUGUUUAGGAGGCAUAGUAGACAGGGAUUACUUUUAGAGAGUAAGAGUUCUUCCUCUGGACUGACUCUGUAUCAGUGGUGGAGCUCUGCUCUUUUCUCAUUCACCUGCUGGGAGAUCUCAGUCCUGAUGGGCCAACGGGCCUGUGCGGAACUGUGGAGAGAAACAUAUUUAUAGUGGAAUGUUCUGGAGGGACAGAUACUGUCAGAACAACAGUCAUACUGUCAGAGAGCUCAGAUUUAAGUACAUCGAUAGGGAGCUAGCUGAGUCAAUGGUUUAUGGUGAGCCAGGAUAAUAUUUCUGCCGUUCUGCAUUGUUUGAAAAGUUAAAUUCGCCUCGGGAAUCGUCUGCGUUCACGGUCAAAUUCUAAUCUGGGAGUUUCUGGUAUGAAUUUGUUGAAAUGUAUGUAUCUUUGUUUUAUAAUUUAAUACCUGUAAAUAAGUUAAAGCCAGUGUUUUCAACAAACACCUGGAAUAGCCAGCCAAAUAGAAAAAGUAGCCCUCCCCGGGCAGGGUUUGAAAAAUGUUGGCGAUCAACCUAUAUUUUGGAGGCCUCUAGUUCAUUCUAAUGCCUUGAUUCCGUCCAAAAUACAAAUGUACCACCCAGAUUGGAAUUAGUUGAUAUUGUGUGUAGAAAGACAUGACUAUACAGUUUUAAUUAGUGAAAAUGUAUAAAUUAAGUUUGUUGUUUUGGAUAUCAUCUAGGCCUAUAUGAUCAGAACUAUUUUCUAAAUACAAUAACAUUAAACCUUUUUAACAUUUAACCUGU